CGUUGGUCAGCGACAGCUGGUUUGUCUAGCUAGAACUCUACUACACAAGACAAAGAUCCUGAUUCUGGACGAAGCCACGGCAGCCGUGGAUGUAGAGACAGACGAACUGAUCCAGAGGACGAUUAAAUCAGAGUUCAGUGACUGUACUGUACUGUCUAUAGCUCAUAGACUCAACACCGUGAUGGAUUACGAUAGAAUAAUGGUAAUGGACAAAGGAUUAAUAGUCGAGUUUGGAGCCCCACAAAAACUACUGGAGGAUAAAUCCGGGGUCUUCUACAAGAUGGCUAAAGCUGCUAACCUCGUUAAUUAACAUAUCUUAUUUAGAGUCAUUACGAUACUGCAAAAUCACAUAUCAAAUCCAAUGAACCAAUAUAUUUCCCUCAAACUGCGAAAAUUUGACCUUCAAAAAAUAUGUGAUUUUACAGUAUUUUUGGUUCCUGUU
Messenger RNA from Saccostrea cuccullata (small rock oyster), 442 nucleotides. RefSeq names its product multidrug resistance-associated protein 1-like. Gene Ontology annotation, molecular function: ATP hydrolysis activity; ATP binding; ATPase-coupled transmembrane transporter activity. The annotation marks the transcript as partial. Gene Ontology annotation, cellular component: membrane. The record is from RefSeq and is a predicted model, not a curated record. The transcript is spliced from 2 exons. NCBI's taxonomy places the organism in Eukaryota, Metazoa, Mollusca, Bivalvia, Ostreida, Ostreidae. Gene Ontology annotation, biological process: transmembrane transport.